AUGCAGAAUCUUUCGAACAACCAAAAGCGACCGCUUGAGGACGAGGGCCUUGAAGGUGAAACUCAAGAACAUAAGAGACGACACACAGUGCCAGAAAACACCAACAUCCGUGACGACGAUGGAAUAUCAGUUGGCUCGGACAUAGAGCGUCUGUUUGUCGAAACAGACGAUGAAGAAGAUACCGAGGUGGGUGACGACGAGCCUGAGCAAGGCCCUGUUCUUUGGUCAGAGGAUCAGGAAGAGUAUCCUCCAUGCGCAAUCUACCACGCAGACGUCAAGCAAUACCAAGCCCGUAUCACAGGCUUUGCCGACAACAUUGUUGAUCAGCUUUCGAAAGUCUGCCAUAGAGGUGGCGACAUGGGCAAGUUGCGCGCUGAAGCCGUUGCAUGCCAAAGGUUCCCAGAGUCGAAGAAGAUCGUCAUUGCUCUCAUGGGAGACGCUGGUUCGGGUAUGUUGUUCAUUCCAAACGAUAGUGACUGUGCUGAUCGUACUCCAGGAAAAAGCUCUCUGAUCAACUCUAUUCUUGACACACCUCACGUCUCCCAAGAGGUAUUUAGAUCACCGUUCGCUGACUGA
Molecule: messenger RNA, 576 nt
Organism: Aureobasidium vineae
Lineage: Eukaryota; Fungi; Ascomycota; Dothideomycetes; Dothideales; Saccotheciaceae
Source: the annotation of a GenBank genome assembly